Arachis ipaensis is the source of this 762-nucleotide messenger RNA. Its product is annotated as protein MAINTENANCE OF MERISTEMS-like. Lineage: Eukaryota; Viridiplantae; Streptophyta; Magnoliopsida; Fabales; Fabaceae. The record is from RefSeq and is a predicted model, not a curated record. Gene Ontology annotation, biological process: meristem maintenance; meristem development.
AUGGAGCAGCAGUUAUUGGGCUACGAGAAUACGAUGUACAAAUUGGAUCAGGCUGAGCACAUUGUUGGCAGGCUUGAUCGAGUGAUUAGGUCAUAUCUCAGACAAGCCGGGUUUGAGUAUCUGGCCUAUAUAGUUGAGUUUGAGCACGACUGGCCACUUGCCUCGGCGCUGAUAGAGAGGUGGAAGCCUGAGUCCCACACGUUUAAUCUACCAUGCGAGGAGAUGACUAUCACCCUGCAGGACAUGGCCUAUCAGCUGGGACUCAGGAUCGACGGUGAACCUACAGUCACAGACCAAGUGGAUUGUGAAGCUCACUUGGUUCCACAACACGAUUUGCAGAGAACUGGAGCAGGACGCCACAGAGGAGUGCUUGUUGAGGUACAUGAGAGGGUACAUCAUGCAGUUGAUAGGGGGUAUCCUAUUCCAUAUGCAUCUGACUAUCGGGUGCACAUCAGGUGGCUCCCCUUACUAAAGGACCUCGAGACGUGUGGCGGGUUAUCGUGGGGCUCGACUGUGCUGGCAUGGCUGUACCGCCAGAUGUGCCGUGCCACAGAGCAUGGUCAGCGCAAUAUGGGUGGGUGCGUCAGCUUGCUACUGUCUUGGGCCUAUCAUCAUAUUAUGCUAUUACGGCCCGAUGGCUUUGAUACUCGUCAGUUUUCCCUGGUCGAAAUGUGGGUUCAGUACCGGCCGGACAAUGCCAAAGGCGAGAGCAGGCUUAGGCAUUACAGACAUACCCUGAACGGGAUUGGAUUGGGAUGCUGA